Molecule: messenger RNA, 630 nt
Organism: Mycosarcoma maydis (corn smut)
Lineage: Eukaryota; Fungi; Basidiomycota; Ustilaginomycetes; Ustilaginales
Exons: 2
Coding region: 1-630 (209 amino acids)
Biological process (GO): protein retention in ER lumen; endoplasmic reticulum to Golgi vesicle-mediated transport; Golgi organization
Cellular component (GO): endoplasmic reticulum-Golgi intermediate compartment; endoplasmic reticulum; Golgi apparatus
Source: RefSeq, a predicted model, not a curated record
AUGUCGUCCAGACGCACACGGCUCUCCCUGCUCGCAUCAGCGUUUACGCUAGCUGUUCUCCUGAUUGUAUGCCUCUCUUCAGUCACUCCCGCUGCGGCACAUAUGAUCGAGCUCGGUCCACACAGCAGCGAGUGUUUCUUCGAAGACCUGCACCACGGCGAUCAGAUGACGCUCACCUACCAAGUCGGUGGCGGCGGACACCUCGAUAUCGACGUCACCCUGUACGAUCCGAAAUCGAACGCAUUGUUCAAGCAAGAGCGCAAGGAUACAGGCACCUAUUCGUUCACAGCGCAGGACGACGGACGAUACACAUAUUGUCUGUCGAACGACUUCAGCUCGGUUUCUGACAAGACAGUCUCGUUCAAUGUUCAUGGCAUCAUCUACGUCCCAGAUGAAGGAGACAUGCUGCCGAUCGAACGUGAAAUCAGAGACUUGGCUGCAGGCCUACAAGCGGUAAAAGACGAACAGGAGUACUUGGUCAUUCGAGAACGCGUUCACAGAAAUACCGCGGAAAGCACAAACACUCGCGUCAAAUGGUGGUCCAUCAUCCAAGGUUUCAUCUUGGUAGCCGUUUGCUCCUGCCAAGUCUACUUUGUUAAGCGUCAUUUCGAAGUUCGUCGUGUUGUCUGA